Molecule: messenger RNA, 363 nt
Organism: Caenorhabditis briggsae
Lineage: Eukaryota; Metazoa; Nematoda; Chromadorea; Rhabditida; Rhabditidae
Exons: 3
Coding region: 1-363 (120 amino acids)
Source: RefSeq, a predicted model, not a curated record
AUGGCUCGGUCAAUGUUCCCGUUUGAUGAUACCUAUCGAGUCACUUUUAAUGGAUCACUGUUACCAUCUCAGAGCGUUUCUGGAGAAAUCAUGCCAGUCCACUUCUCGGAUACUGAAGCUCCUGAAUCAACCACAUCGACAGUCUCCACCGAUCUCGCAAUGUCUUCCCCGUCAACCGGAAUUACUGACAUUGAUACAACGUCUCCAGAAUCGGUAGAUGCGAAAACGGACCAGAUUAAGGUUUCAUCAAUACUCGAGAUUACCAAUAACAAUAACAACAAGGAAGUUGACAAGGUGGUGCCAGAAAUCGAGAUGAAACAUGAUAUUGUUGUCAUUUUGCCACUCCGACCACAUUCAGCAUAA